This is a messenger RNA of Brassica napus (rape), 1242 nucleotides long. RefSeq names its product cytosolic sulfotransferase 12-like. Lineage: Eukaryota; Viridiplantae; Streptophyta; Magnoliopsida; Brassicales; Brassicaceae. Bases 120 to 1097 code for a protein of 325 amino acids. The transcript has a single exon. Gene Ontology annotation, biological process: sulfation. Gene Ontology annotation, cellular component: cytoplasm. Gene Ontology annotation, molecular function: sulfotransferase activity. The record is from RefSeq and is a predicted model, not a curated record.
GCAAACAUCUCAUUCAACACGAUCUUAUUAUAAAAGCACACCAGCAUUACCCAUAUAGAGCUUAAGAAAAAACAUCUCAUAGUUUCUAACACAUUUAAGACUGCUCUUUACUCUUAGCAAUGUCAUCAUCAUCAUCUGUUCCUGAUUACUUGAGAGAUGAAAAUCUGACACAAAAAACAAAAGAUCUGAUUUCUUCUCUUCCAAGCGAGAAAGGUUGGUUGGUCUGUCAAAUGUAUCAGUUCCAAGGACGUUGGCACACACAAGCGCUACUACAAGGAAUCUUGACUUGCCAAAAACACUUUGAGGCCAAAGAUUCCGACAUUAUCCUCGUCACCAAUCCAAAAUCAGGUACCACUUGGUUAAAGGCUCUUGUCUUUGCUCUCAUUAACCGACACAAGUUUCCAGUUUAUUCUGGUGAUCAUCCUCUUCUUGUUACCAAUCCGCACUCCCUUGUGCCUUUCUUGGAAGGAGUUUACUACGAAUCUCCAGAUUUCGAUUUCUCCCAGUUGUCUUCUCCAAGACUCAUGAACACGCACAUAUCACAUCUUUCGCUGCCCGAGUCCGUUAAAAGCUCGUCUUGUAAGAUUGUGUACUGUUGUAGGAACCCUAAGGACAUGUUUGUGUCCUUAUGGCAUUUUGGGAAGAAACUUGCUCCUGAAGAAACCGCUGACUAUCCUAUUGAAAAAGCAGUGGAAGCGUUUUGUCAAGGGAAAUUUAUAGGUGGACCCUUUUGGGAUCAUGUGUUGGAGUAUUGGUAUGCGAGUCUCGAGAACCCGAACAAGGUCUUGUUUGUUUCUUAUGAGGAGCCCAAGAAAAAAACCGGAGAGACGAUCAAGAGAAUAGCUGAAUUCUUGGGAUGUGGUUUUGUUGGAGAAGAAGAAGUUAGAGCGAUUGUGAAGUUGUGUAGCUUUGAGAGCUUAAGUAGUUUGGAAGUUAAUAGGGAAGGGAAGUUGCCAAGUGGAAUGGAGACCAGAGCUUUCUUUAGAAAAGGAGAGGUUGGAGGAUGGAGAGAUACUUUGACUGAGUCCUUGGCUGAGGUGAUAGAUAGAACCAUUGAAGAGAAGUUUCAAGGUUCCGGUCUCAAAUUUUCUUGCUGAAAUCAAUCUUUGAAUUUUCAUUCUUUUAAUAAUAUUGCUUUCUUCGAGCUUGUGAGUUUUAUUGUUUUUGAUUAUUUUAUGUUUGUUUUGUUGUUGUUUUGUGGUUCUGGACCUGUGGUAUGAAUAAAACUGAAUCAUGUUUAAA